Nerophis lumbriciformis (worm pipefish) is the source of this 2812-nucleotide messenger RNA. RefSeq lists its product as uncharacterized. The record is from RefSeq and is a predicted model, not a curated record. Lineage: Eukaryota; Metazoa; Chordata; Actinopteri; Syngnathiformes; Syngnathidae. Gene Ontology annotation, biological process: regulation of transcription by RNA polymerase II; embryo development. Gene Ontology annotation, cellular component: nucleus. Gene Ontology annotation, molecular function: RNA polymerase II transcription regulatory region sequence-specific DNA binding; DNA-binding transcription factor activity, RNA polymerase II-specific.
ACGUUAUUGCAGUCGUCACAGUUCAGUGUUCUUAAUCUGUGCGUCCAUGUACACAUAUAUGUCCUUUAUUACACUCUAUUAAAUAGAGUAAUAAUAACUGUUUGUAUAUUAGUCUGAGCGCACUUCUCCAGCUAGCUUAGCUUGCUAGUUAGCUUAGCUUGUUAGCUGCUAACAAAGAGAGAUGAAAACACAUCGCUAAGCAGAGAUCAAGUGUGAGUGUAAAGUGUUGUGAUUGUGUGAAAAUGUGCGAAAGAACCAUAGCAGAGUACGAGGAGGAACUUUGUCCAACAAAAGAGGAGAAGGAGCGACAACAUGAAAAACAUCAAGUUGUGUUACACACAACAGACAUCCAUCAGCUGAUUGGACACCAAGAAGAAUGUCUCCCUCAUCUGCAGGGGGACAGUUUCACUUCAGAGGAUCCACAGCCCUCACACAUGAAAGAGGAAGAGGAGGGAGAGUGUCCUGUAGGGCAGGAGGAGGAUGAUGUCAGCAAGUUUCCACUGACUGUUGUCUCUGUGAAGACUGAAGAGCAUGAAGACAAAGCACCUGAGUCCUCACAGCUUCAUCACAGUCCAAACGUUCAACAGCCCCUUCACAUUAAAGAGGAAGAGGAUUAUCCACAGCCCACCUACAUUAAAGAGGAAGAGGAUGAUCCACAGCCCACCUACAUUAAAGAGGAAGAGGAGGAUCCACACAUGAAAGAGGAAGAGGAGGGAGAGUGUGUUGUAGGGCAGGAGGAGGAUGAUGUCAGCAAGUUUCCACUGACUGUUGUCUCUGUGAAGACUGAAGAGCAUGAAGACAAAGCACCUGAGUCCUCACAGCUUCAUCACAGUCCAAACGUCCAGCGGGUGUCAGCGGGGAGUCAUGAAGAGGAGUGGCACACCAGUGUGGGACAGAAGGAGCUACAGGCCCCCUCCCACAUUAAAGAGGAGCAGCUUCAUGAUGAAGAUGAAGCUCAGUCCUUACAGCUUCAUCACAGUCAAAGUGAGGAGAACAGAGGGGCGGAGCUUGUAAGUCAACACAUCACAGAAGCUGAUGGAGAGCAUUGUGAAGAUAUCAAGUCAGAACCAGACAGCAUCUUUGCUCCACUGUCAGACAUGGACCACAUGAUGUCACACUCUUCUGAUCACAGUGACCACAUCCAAAAACCUUUGGAGAGUAAAAAUGACUCUAAAGGUGAUACGAGACAUCACACUAACAACAAACACUUUGACUGCUCUGAAUGUGGGAAAUCAUUUAGAAAGAAGAGUAAUUUUACAAGACACACGAGAACACAUACUGGAGAGAAACCUUUUACUUGCUCUGUUUGUAAGAAGAGUUUCUCCACAAAGCAAACCAUGACCACACACAUGAGAACACACACUGGAGAGAAACCUUUUGCUUGCUAUGUUUGUAAGAAGAGUUUCUCCACAAAGGGUGACAUGACCACACACAUGAGAACACACACUGGAGAGAAACCUUUUGCUUGCUCAGCUUGUGCUAAAAGAUUAAACACUAAGAAGGAACUUAUAUUACAUGUGAGAACACACACAGGUGAGAAACCUUUUACUUGCUCCGUUUGUAAGAAGAGUUUCUCCAAAAAGGAACACAUGACCAGACACAUGAGAACACACACAGGUGAGAAACCUUUUGCUUGCUCUGUUUGUAAGAAGAGUUUCUCCAGGAAGCAACAAAUGACCACACACAUGAGAACACACACUGGAGAGAAACCUUUUGUUUGCUCAGCUUGUGCUAAAAGAUUCAAAUCUAAGUGGGAAAUGGUAUUACACAUGAGAACACACACAGGUGAGAAACCUUUUACUUGCUCUGUUUGUAAGAAGAGUUUCUCCAGAAAGCGUAACAUGACCACACACAUGAGAACACACACUGGAGAGAAACCUUUUGCUUGCUCAGCUUGUGCUAAAAGAUUCAACACUAAGCAGGAAAUUAUAUUACACAUGAGAACACACACAGGUGAGAAACCUUUUACUUGCUCUGUUUGUAAGAAGAGUUUCUCCAGAAAGGGACGCAUGACCACACACAUGAGAGCACACACUGGAGAGAAACCUUUUACUUGCUCUGUUUGUAAGAAGAGUUUCUCCAGCAAGCUAGUCAUGACCACACACAUGAGAACACACACUGGAGAGAAACCGUAUAGUUGCACUGUGUGUGAUAAGAUGUUCAGGUUUAAGAAUCAGGUCAGUAAACACAAGUGUGAAACAGUCAUAGAAGCUGCAGGGAUAUAUAAACAUUUAAACAGUGAUUGUGCUAAAUGUAGUUUAAAAACACAGCAUGUUUAAUAUGAAUGUAUAUUUUAUGUUGUUUGUAGUGCUGCUCAGUCUGAAUGAGACUAACCCUAACCCCUACCCCUAAUAAUAUCAAAUAAAUAAAUAAAUAACAAUAAUGAUAAUAAUAAAACAUUUGAUUACUCAAAGACUUCUAUGGAAAUGCAAAUACCGAGACUCCGAUUUCCCUCGCCCGGACGCGGGUCUCUGGGGCCCCCCUCUAAAGCCAGGCCCGGAGUUAGGGCACGAUGGCGAGCGCCUGGUGGCCGGGCCUGUACCCAUGGGGGGAUGUGGGUCCCCCCUCCAAUGGGCUCACCACACAUAGCAGGGGCCAUGGAGAUAGGGUGCGCUGUGAGCUGGGUGGCAGCCGAAGGCAGGGCACUUGGCGGUCCGAUCCUUGGCUACAUAAGCUAGCUCUUGGGACGUAAAAUGUCACCUCGCUGGGGGAAAAGGAGCCUGAGCUAGUGUGCGAGGUGGAGAAGUUCCGGCUGGAUAUAGUCAGACUCACUUCGACGCACAGCAAGGGCUCUGGAACCAGUUCUCUCGAG